This is a messenger RNA of Solenopsis invicta (red fire ant), 3770 nucleotides long. RefSeq names its product mitogen-activated protein kinase 15 (gene Erk7). Gene Ontology annotation, cellular component: nucleus; cytoplasm. Gene Ontology annotation, molecular function: MAP kinase activity; ATP binding. NCBI's taxonomy places the organism in Eukaryota, Metazoa, Arthropoda, Insecta, Hymenoptera, Formicidae. The transcript has 11 exons. Gene Ontology annotation, biological process: intracellular signal transduction; protein phosphorylation. The record is from RefSeq and is a predicted model, not a curated record. Bases 146 to 2431 code for a protein of 761 amino acids.
CAUCGCUGGCAACCCGUGGACACGGUCGCCUCGGCAACUGCCAUCAAUUCCGUAAACAAAGGCACGCAUUAUCGUGCGGAGAGGGUCGCGUGAAAAAAAAUAUUACCUCGACCGGGGGUCGCCCGCCCGAUGUACGAAGAUGUGAAUGCGCCGCGACGGCUCGCACUACUCUCCGCGUCCGCUCGAAAGACUCACCCACGUGCGAAGACUCGACCGCGUCCCGGGACCGCGUUCUCAGCGACCUGAGGGUUCCGCCGACGGCGCCGCCGCUGCGACGAUGUCGGGGAAAAAGGCCGCGGAGAAGGUCUCCGAGAUUGACGCGCAUAUCAGCAAACAGUACGACAUAGUGCGACGUCUUGGCAAAGGGGCUUACGGUAUAGUAUGGAAAGCGAUCGAAAAGAAAAGGAAGGACACCGUCGCGGUGAAGAAGAUCUUCGAUGCCUUCAGGAAUCAGACGGAUGCGCAGCGUACGUUCCGCGAGAUUAUGUUCUUACUGUCGUUCGCCAAUCACGAGAACAUUAUAAAGCUGAUCGGACUGCAUAAGGCGGACAACAAUCGGGACAUUUACCUCGUUUUCGAGUACAUGGAAACCGAUCUUCACAACGUCAUUAAGCGGGGCAACAUCCUCAAGGAUAUCCACAAGGUCUUCAUCAUGUACCAACUUUUUAAGGCGAUCAAGUACAUACACUCAGGCAACGUUAUCCACAGAGACUUGAAGCCAUCCAACGUGCUCCUGAAUGCAAAAUGCCAUUGCAAAAUCGCGGACUUUGGUCUGGCACGUUCAGUUACACAGAUCGGCGAAGGUGACGGCGAGACGGGAAGUGAUCCAACUUUGACGGACUACGUCGCCACUCGGUGGUACCGCGCGCCAGAGAUUCUCAUAGCUUCAAAGAGGUACACGAAGGGAAUAGAUAUGUGGUCCCUAGGCUGUAUUCUUGGCGAAAUGCUGCUCGGAAAGCCGCUCUUUCCCGGCUCAUCGACGAUAAACCAAGUCGAGAAAAUAAUGAUGACUUUGCCUCCACCGACGGAUGAAGAUUUAAUCUCCGUCAGCGCCGGUUAUGGAACCAAUUUGUUGGAAAAGACACCGAAUAGACCUAGACGAACUUUAAAUGAUUUGCUGCCGGAGGUGUCGCAGAAAGCCCUAGACCUUAUUAGCAAUUUAAUAGUCUUCAAUCCUACGCAACGACUUACUGCGGUCGAGGCGCUAGAGCAUCCGUAUGUGGCCGAUUUUCACAGAAGUGGAAACGAACCGGAGAGGGGCUCCAGCGUUGUACCGUUGUUGAGUGAUGAUGUGCAGCUCUCAGUCGACGAAUAUAGAAAUAAGCUUUACGCGAUGAUGGACGAAAAGCAUCGGAAACACAAAAAUAUGUCAAAAUCCAGACUGCGGCGAUUAUCUGAAAGUAUUAGGAAGGAAACCAGCAUUAGUAGGAGUAACCCGGUGAUCGGCCAAGGUGACACGAUUGUCGCGUGCUCGUCAUUGCCAAAUAAGAAAACGAUCAGGCCAUCCUACGGCGAUAAUUCUGCAUACGGCAUUACGAGAUCGCAGACGGUGAGCAACUCCAUAGAGACACCGGCACAGGAGACCUUAACAAAUAACCGGCAUAAUGUUAGGAACGUGGCGACACAGUACGCUUGUAAAUUGACGAACGGAAACGUACCCUCGACAGCGGCCAAAAGUUGUUUCUACUUUAAUCAACAUCAGCAUCAGCAUCAGCAGCAGCAGCAGCAACAGCAGCAGCAGCAUUCGCAACUGUCCAAGUCCCAGCGCUCCAUUCAAUCGGAUCAGAUGGCCAUGUACGGUGCCGGAAGCAGAUCGAACCAAUUAGUAACAACGGCGCAGCGCGCUAAGCCACGAAGAGCCUGCAGACAGCAGGUCUUCACACAGGCGCCGAGGACCUUCGCCUCGGCGUCCGUUAAUUGCCGCGGUGACAAUUAUCGACCUAAAACGAUGCCGGCGAAGCUGAUCAGGAUUAGUGACAGUCCGAACAGUAUCAGGCAGUCCAGCAACGUCGCGAGGACCGUCGUCAGGACUCCCGACGUCAGGACCGCGACAGGUGGGGUCAGCAGUCCGGAAUCGCCGUACAGCAGCCAUUCUCAGGCCGUCCGUAACUAUCUGAAUCAGACGGUGCCGUUGCUGGCGCAGCAGCAUCUCCGAACGCGAAAUCGCACGUCUUGCGGCAAAGACAACUUCGACAGAUCGUUCGCCGUCGCGGACACCGCGACGACCAACAAUCGCGUCAAAAGUGCGACGCGCGGUCAAGGUAGCAGGUUGUUACACGCGAGGCACAGCCUCGACUCCGGCUACGUCGGGCAGAGGAGGUCGUCCACUACGUGCGACAAGUCGAGGUUUCUCAACAGUCACAGUCAGAGUCACGGCGUGAUAGCGGAGUCGGUUUACAAGGAUCUCUGUAACGGGACAAUAGGGUGGUGAGUGUGAGGCGGGUGCGAGGCGUCGCGGGGGAUGAAAAAUGACGAUCAGCGACGGGACAGUCGCUCGACGAUCGCUUUGCUUUCCUAUCGACGAGAUUCGCUAAUCGGUCGUGCACGCGAGCUCUUUUCAGCGUAAGAUCUCUUUUCUGCUGGAGGGAUGACGCGGUCGAACGUCUCGGGGAUUUCUGUGCACGACAAGUUUGCGAAUGGGAUCCUAGAAAAUCUGCGAUUAAUGUUAUUUUAUAACUUACGUCGAACAUCAAACACACACGACAUUUUCGAAAAAUAUCGCACUUCUAUAGCUUUUCUAAAUUUAUAUUGUUAUAAUUAUGUAUUUAUAUAUUUGACCGACGAUAUUUUUUAUACAUUUGCCUUGUGGUUUGCUAUGAUGCAAACGACAUUUUGUAGUAAUUAUAUUUACAUUUAAUUAUCAAUUUUUUUAAAUAUAUUUGUGUCACCGAUAUUGUAAUUUGGCGAACGAUAAUUUCACGAUAAAAUUAAAAGAAAAUCUUCGUUAGUUAGAUUCCGUGAUAAGAAGCAAUCAGUCGUCGUAGACUAUCCUAGAGUUUGCUCGUUCAUCCUCGUGCGAGAAGCAAGCCGCUUCACGCUACAAGAUUCCUAAAUAAUUAAGCAAAUUUUACACAAAAUAAAUGCAAGUAAUAAACGCUAUCAAUGUGCUUUCGAUAUUUCGAAUUCCCACGGGUAUAGUCGGGAACGCCAGUCACAAAAGUGACCUCGAAAACACCAAAAUUCGCGAGCGAAUAUGAUUUUUAAGACCACUAUGACUACCUCGUAUACUAUUACUUUUUAUACCAUAUAAGAUAUCGAAGAGGUAAGUGAGAGACGAGCGUUGUUUCUCGCCUUUUCUAUAAUAAAAAUGCGACAAUAAGCGACAGCAUGUAAAAGAUCGAUUUCUUCUUUAUGAGAAAAAUAAAUGAGAAAAAAUGAACGUUAAUUUCGAGAAAACGGAGGCGAAUUAAAGGGCAAUUGCGCGGAGAUUGCAGAGAUCAUCCCGUGGGAAUGCGAAAAACAACGUAGGAGCUUAGGACGUAAGCGAUACGAAUCAUGUGGGGCCAUAUAGCGGAGUAUAUGACAUACAUAUUUUUCUAUGAUAUUUUAUUUAUACGUCGUGAAUAUAUAGACACGUACGGGACACACGCAUACACGCAUACACGCACGCACGCACGCAUGCACACUAGCAGAUAUCCGUCAUCGAUUUAGUGUACAAAUCUCAUUGUAUCAUACAUUGUGUCGUAAUGUCUUUGUGCAGCGAUUAUCGACAGCGCUCGGACUCGUUGCGUGCUAUACGUAUUGUGAGAAUAAAGUUUUAAUAAAAAAAA